Messenger RNA from Erigeron canadensis, 3089 nucleotides. Its product is annotated as transcription factor GTE7-like. The coding region runs from base 749 to 2608 and encodes 619 amino acids. The transcript has 3 exons. The record is from RefSeq and is a predicted model, not a curated record. Lineage: Eukaryota; Viridiplantae; Streptophyta; Magnoliopsida; Asterales; Asteraceae. Gene Ontology annotation, molecular function: protein binding.
UAUAUAAUUUUAGCACCUCAAAAUAAAGUCCGUUAUCCUAUUUUGGCAAAAUUACAUUCACACCCUCAUCACGCGCUUAUAAUUUCUUCACGCGCCCGGGCGCGUGACUAAUUAUAAUUUUCACAUCUCCACGUCAUUAUAUGUCUUUUGAAAGUUAAGAACUGGUGUCAGGGACCCACGUAAAAAAAAAAAUAUAUAAAACAACCCUAAAUAAAAGCGCCCAAAAGACCAAAAUCUCACGAUAUUUUGAUCAGUGGUUUAUAUACCACCACGUGUCGAACGGACAGAAUCUGAACCGUAGAUUACAGGUGUGACGGGCAGACUGCCCAGACAGCAAGUAAAUCAAUAUCAGCUGUUAGAUCAGCGGUCAGAAAGUAAUCGACGUGUAAUAUCCUGCCCGUAGUUACAACGGUCAGAUCUUAUCGCCUUUAAGAACCAACCCCAACCCCUUCAAUCUUCGCUCAGUCUCAAACCCUAAAGCGCCAUCACCCCCACAAAUAUAUACAUACAAAAAUUCUGUAUCUAUAUUUAUUAUUCCCCAAUUUUCUUUUUAAUUUUAUUUCAUUUUUUCGAUUAAAUAUAUUACCGAUCUCCCCCAACCUCCACGUCGUCGUUUGAUACCUUGAUUGUGUAUAUAUAUAAUAUAUCCUAAUUAUAUAUAUACAUACACAAUUCUGUAUCUAUAUAUGUUAAAGGCGGAGAAGAACAGAUCGGGAUCUCGCCGGAAAGAAAAAUUGACCGGCGACGGAUGGCGUCAACGGUGUUAGCAAGCCGGAAUCAAACAAGCUAUAAUAAUCAUCAUCGAUCAUUAAUGGGAGAAAUCCCUAAUUAUACAAAUAGUAAUCGAAAUCUUAACCCUAACCCUAACCCUAAUCAAAAACCUAAAUCAUCAAACAAGAAAAAGCAUCAUUUUUCAACCAACGGCGGCGGCGGCCGUGUUCAGAAUCACGAGAUUAUUGUGAGUCAAGGGGCUGCUUCUGAUGAUGCUUAUUCAUAUAAUCAAAGAUUACCGCCUAAUGAAGCGAUUAAUGGUUUUAAUCAAUUGGUGACGUAUAACGUUGCUGCGUGUUCUAGAAACGAGAUUAAUGAGCUCCGGAAGAAAUUGGUUUCGGAUCUUGGCAGGAUCCGGAAUUUAAAUGAUCGGAUUCAAGGUGGGGAAUUUAAUGUCAAUGUUACAAACCCUAAUGGAAAAUUUAAGAAAUUGUCUGGGAAUAAACGGAUGGCCGGUACGACGUCGUUUGGAUCUGGGAAUAAUAAACAAUUAAUUCGUCAACAGGGUUUGGUUGGAAAUCUUAAUAAUAUUAAUAAUAAUAUAAAUAGUAAUAAUAAUAACGGUGAAGGAGAUGAGGGGUUAAUGAAGAUGUGUAGGCAGAUUCUGACAAAAUUACUGAAACAUAAAUCAAGUUGGGUUUUUAAGGUGCCUGUGGAUGCAGUAAAAAUGGGGCUUCAUGAUUAUCAUCAGAUUAUUAAGAGGCCAAUGGAUUUAGGUACGGUAAAAUCGAAUAUUACCAAAGGAUUGUACGGAAAUCCGCUUGAUUUUGCGGCUGAUGUGAGAUUGGUUUUCGAGAAUGCCAUGUUGUAUAACCCAAGAACAGAUGAAGUUCAUAAAAUGGCUGAUUCACUUUUAAGGCAUUUUGAAGAGUUGUUUAGACCCAUUCAAGAGAAAUUGUCUGUUGUUAGUAAUCAUCAUUUGAAUGAGUUUUCAGCUGUUGAUGAAUUAGAUGGAAGUUCUUGGGAUGAUAUUCCGACACCCGAUAGGUCGAAAAAGGCGAAAACUGGCGGUGGGUUUGCGCCGGUUCCUGCUCCUCCUCCACCUGCUGUAUCCAAUAAGCAAAACAAUCAUUCUACGGCGUCGAAUGCGAUAAUUCCGCCUCCUGUGGUGCAGUCGCCAGUGAGGACUCCUUCGCCAACGCAGCCAGCUGAGCCGGUUAAGCCGUCGUCUACGACAACAAGGGCUUAUGCGAAGCUGCCUAAGCCUAAGGCUAAGGAUCCGAAUAAGAGGGAAAUGAAUAUGGAAGAGAAACAGAGAUUGGGGUUAGGGUUGCAGAGUUUGCCACCUGAAAAGAUGCCACAGUUGUUGCAGAUUAUAAAGAAAAGGAAUGAUCGUUUGGCACAAGAGGGUGAUGAAAUUGAGCUUGAUAUUGAGGCUUUGGAUACAGAAACGCUGUGGGAGCUUGAUCGGUUUGUGACGAAUUGGAAGAAAGCUGAUAGUAAGGCUAAAAGGCAAGCCCUUUUGGUUAAUAGUGCUUCAACUGCUGUUGGCCCUAGUGUCUCUGCUGACAUUGAUGAUGUUCCUAUGGUUGAGAAAACAGAUGGUGGGGGGAUGAAGAAGAACAAGAGAGAAGCAGGGGAAGAGGAUGUGGAUAUUGGGGAUGAAAUGCCAGAAAGCAGCUUCCCACAUGUGGAAAUCGAAAAGGAUGAUGGUGUUGGUGUUGGGCAUCAUAUUCAAGCUGCUCCAAUUCAUGGAAAUGAUAAUGCUGGUGGCAAUGCAAGUAGCAGCUCAAGUGGAUCGAGCAGCUCAAGCAGUGGCGAUUCAUCUUCCUCCAGCGAUUCAGACUCUGGGAGUUCGUCAGGGAGUGACUCUGAUGCGGAUGAAGCACAAUCUUGACACGAUGAACGGAAUGUGCUGUGAAUCUACACCAAACAUUGCCAUUGCUAUCGUGGAUUGGAUGAAUGAAGCAACGGAGAAAAUGCUUGGCAGGAAACUUUGAUAAUGUGACAGCUCCCAUGGGAAGAUGUAAUUGCAAAAUGGAGGAGAUGAGAUGAGGGAUAGUAUGGAACCCCCUUGGUGGUCAAAAGUUAUUAAUUAGAUAGAGGAGAGUCAGGAGAUGGGGUUUAAUUUUGUUGUUUUAAUCAAUUAAUCCUUAUUGUUCAUGGUUUUUGGGGGUGGGUUUGCUGACCUUUUUUCUUUUAUAUAAAUACUACUAGGGCAGAGGUAGGAAGGAGAGAUAGAGUGAGAGGUUUCUCUUGUGUGUACAUAUGACUCAACAAGACAGUUUAGUUUAGUGGUGAUUUUCUAUCCAUCCGUGAUUUUCUUGGCAAAUUCUAAUUCUAUUGAUGUUAAUUCAACCCAUCCAUCCUUUCUUGUA